Musca vetustissima is the source of this 2179-nucleotide messenger RNA. RefSeq names its product glutamate receptor ionotropic, kainate 1-like. NCBI's taxonomy places the organism in Eukaryota, Metazoa, Arthropoda, Insecta, Diptera, Muscidae. The transcript has 11 exons. The annotation marks the transcript as partial. Gene Ontology annotation, cellular component: postsynaptic membrane; plasma membrane. The record is from RefSeq and is a predicted model, not a curated record. Gene Ontology annotation, biological process: monoatomic ion transport; synaptic transmission, glutamatergic; modulation of chemical synaptic transmission. Gene Ontology annotation, molecular function: glutamate-gated receptor activity; transmitter-gated monoatomic ion channel activity involved in regulation of postsynaptic membrane potential.
AUAUCGUGAAAUUGUGUUUUUAGUGUUAAUAACAAUUAUAUUUAUUCAACAUCCUAUUAAAGGACAACGAGAUAAUUAUGGUUAUGGUGGUAUAUCGUUACAGGCCGGUGGUCGCAUACCGAUUGGCCUUAUUACGGAUCUAAAUUCGGAAUUGCUACGCAACACCUUUGAGAAUGCCACAAAUAUUAUCAAUGCCGAAUUGACAACACAACUGGAAGUGCAGCAUGCCGAAAUAAAUUACGGAAAUUCUAUGCAAGGUGUUGAUCGUCUGUGUCGUAUGAUGCAGGGUGGCAUUGGUGGUGUAUUUGGCCCAUCCGCCUUAUCCACAGGUCAACAUUUGAUGAAUGUAUGCGACAGGAAAGAUGUACCCUACAUUAUGUCACACAUGAGUGAGGCCAAUGAGGGAUUCAAUUUACAUCCACAUCCGGCAGAUAUAGCCCAGGCUCUACAUGCUGUAAUUUCAGCAUUUGAAUGGAGUCGUUAUAUUUUUCUUUAUGAGAAUGCUGGUUAUCUCAGCAUUUUAAAUGCCCUUAUGACCAUCUACGGCAGCAAUGGCCCCGUUAUAUCCGUUUUACGUUAUGAUCUAAAUUUAAAUGGCAAUUAUAAAUCGGUUUUGAGAAGAGUUCGCAAAUCGGUGGAUAAUCGUUUAGUUGUUGUGGGUUCUUCGGAAUCGGUGGCAGAGGUUUUAAAACAGGCCCAACAAGUUGGUAUCAUGAAUGAAGAUUAUACCUAUAUUAUUGGCAAUUUGGAUUUCCACACCUUCGAUUUGGAGGAAUAUAAAUAUAGUGAUGCCAAUAUUACUGGAUUUCGCAUGUUCUCCGCGGAAAAACCUGAGGUGCAAAAUCUUAUGCGUGAAAUGGGCUAUUUACAAAAAUUGUCCGAUGAUGAACGUUACAAUGAAAUUGAUCGUGUCGAUGCUGCGGAAAUUGAUCCCGAUGAUGUAGAGACACAGAAUCGUAUUCGCCUUCGGGAAAUUGAUAAUGAAAUUAUUAGGAAUGGUUCCUGUCCCAUAACCCUGGAAAUGGCUUUACUUUAUGAUGCCGUCAUUGCUUUUGCUGAGACCACUAAAAAUAUACAAUAUGUUCCGCAACCGCUGGAUUGUAAAUUGGAUGCCGAUAAUGUGCAGGAAGAUGGGUCUACUUUUAAAAAUUACAUGAGAUCGUUGGAUUUCGACAAAAAUACCCUGACUGGACGUAUAUACUUUGAUGGAUUUCGACGUAAAGGUUACAAACUUGAUGUUAUAGAACUUCAGCCAACGGGUCUUGUAAAAAUUGGUGUUUGGGAAGAGAAUAAAAAUUUCACAUUUGAAAGGCCACCACAGCAGAGGCAAACAAUAUUGCUCGAUGACAAUUCUAUGGUUAAUAAAACCUAUGUUGUGCUGAUAUCCGUUCCCAAUCCACCCUAUGCCAGCUUGGUGGAAUCACACAAAAAAUUAAAUGGCAACAAUAUGUACCAGGGUUACGGUGUAGAUUUAAUUAAGGAAUUGGCAGAUAUUUUGGGUUUUAAUUUCACGUUGCGAAAUGGUGGCUCCGAUUAUGGUUCAUUUAAUAAGACCACAAAUACAACAACGGGAAUGUUGAAACAAAUUAUUGAUGGGGAAGCUGAUUUGGCUAUUACUGAUUUGACAAUUACCUCGGAACGUGAAGAAGUUGUAGACUUUACUAUACCGUUUAUGAAUACAGGCAUUGCCAUUUUAUAUCUAAAGCCGCAGAAAAGUGAACCCACCACCUUCUCGUUCAUGGACCCCUUCUCUAAACAAGUUUGGAAAUAUUUAGGCAUAUCAUUUCUUUCGGUGUCCUUGUGUUUCUUUAUAUUGGGUCGCCUCUCCCCAACCGAAUGGGAUAAUCCUUAUCCCUGUAUAGAAGAACCCGAAGAAUUGGAAAAUCAAUUUACCAUCAAUAGUGCCCUGUGGUUUACAACCGGUGCAUUCUUGCAGCAGGGUUCAGAAAUUGCCCCGAAGGCUCUUUCCACCCGUACCGUUGCUGCCAUCUGGUGUUUCUUUACCCUGAUUAUAGUAUCAUCAUACACGGCCAAUUUGGCCGCUUUCUUAACCAUUGAAAAUCCAACAACAGUUUUGGAAAAUGUCAAAGAUUUGGCCGAGAAUAAAGGUGGUGUGCAAUAUGGAGCGAAAAAGAAUGGAGCAACAAGGAAUUUCUUUGCGGUAAGUUGGGAGGGAUGA